Molecule: messenger RNA, 1401 nt
Organism: Nematolebias whitei (Rio pearlfish)
Lineage: Eukaryota; Metazoa; Chordata; Actinopteri; Cyprinodontiformes; Rivulidae
Gene: prmt8a
Product: protein arginine N-methyltransferase 8-B
Exons: 10
Coding region: 37-1272 (411 amino acids)
Biological process (GO): peptidyl-arginine methylation
Cellular component (GO): plasma membrane
Molecular function (GO): protein-arginine N-methyltransferase activity
Source: RefSeq, a predicted model, not a curated record
UUUACUUUCAUUAAGUGCACAUUCCUGCAGGCUCCUAUGGGAAUUAGACAUUCGUCCCGCUGCAUGCUCCUCAGGAGAAAAAUGGCGGAGUCUGAGAGCUGCGAGCAACCCCAGCUACAACCACAGCCGAUCCGCAUCAUUACUUCAGCGCAGCCAACCUCAUUGCCCAAGCCUGUGCCUUGUGUCCAGCAUGCCCCUCGACCUCCUCGCCCACACCCACACACCCCCCAUGCUGCUAGCCUCCCUAGCUGUCCAGGUCGGGGCAAGAUGUCCAAGUUCCUCAACCCGGAGGAGAUGACUUCACGGGACUACUACUUUGACUCCUAUGCCCACUUUGGUAUUCAUGAGGAAAUGCUGAAGGAUGAGGUGAGGACACUCACCUACAGGAACUCCAUGUACCACAACAAGCACAUCUUUAAGGACAAAAUAGUUUUGGAUGUUGGGAGUGGGACUGGAAUCCUCUCCAUGUUUGCAGCUAAAGCUGGGGCAAAGCACGUGUACGGGAUUGAGUGCUCCAGUAUAUCAGAGUACUCCGAGAGGAUCAUCAAGUCCAACCACCUUGACAGUGUUAUCACAAUUUUCAAAGGAAAGGUGGAGGAGGUGGAGCUUCCAGUGGAGAAGGUUGACAUCAUCAUAUCUGAAUGGAUGGGCUACUGCCUUUUUUAUGAAUCCAUGCUCAACACUGUCAUCUUUGCAAGGGACAAGUGGCUGAAACCCGGUGGAUUAUUGUUUCCUGACCGAGCUUCCUUGUACGUACUGGCCAUAGAAGACAGACAAUAUAAAGACUUCAAAAUUCACUGGUGGGAGAACGUGUACGGAUUUGACAUGACAUGCAUUCGUAAUGUGGCGAUGAAGGAGCCCCUGGUGGAUGUGGUGGACCACAAACAGGUGGUGACCAACUCUUGCUUGGUGAAGGAGGUGGACCUCUACACAGUAAAGCCUGACGACCUCUCAUUUACCUCGCCUUUCUGCUUGCAAAUCCAGAGGAACGACUACGUCCAUGCUCUGAUUACUUACUUCAACAUUGAGUUCACUAAGUGUCACAAGAAGACUGGCUUUUCCACAGCUCCAGAUGCUCCUUACACCCACUGGAAGCAGACUGUGUUUUACCUGGAGGAAUACUUGACGGUGCGAAGAGGAGAAGAAAUCAUUGGCACCAUUGCAAUGAAGCCCAACGAGAAAAAUAUUCGUGACUUGGACUUUACUUUUGAACUGGAUUUCAAAGGGCAGCUGUGUGAAGCGGCGAUAUCUCACGACUACAAGAUGCGUUAAGUUGGACGGCGACCUCCCACCGAGUCUGAGUCCUGAGCACAGCGAGGGGGACAGAGACUCAGAAGGAUGUGAGAGGGUCAAAAGCAAAACAAACAGAAAUCAGGCCAAAGACUAGAGGUGGUCCUAUAG